Didymella exigua CBS 183.55 is the source of this 2498-nucleotide messenger RNA. Its product is annotated as Pkinase-domain-containing protein. The coding region runs from base 156 to 2291 and encodes 711 amino acids. The transcript has 4 exons. Lineage: Eukaryota; Fungi; Ascomycota; Dothideomycetes; Pleosporales; Didymellaceae. The record is from RefSeq and is a predicted model, not a curated record. Gene Ontology annotation, biological process: protein phosphorylation. Gene Ontology annotation, molecular function: ATP binding; protein kinase activity.
GGCUGCACCACUGCCACCACCCUAUUUCUAUCCGAACGUGCUCUACCAAGGACUCCCGCCGUCCACCCCCCCAACCUGGAUCCCGCAACUGCUUGAACACGCCGAGCGCCUGCAUUGUUGUAGACAGCAACAGGCCAUAGCUCACAUCGCCGACCAUGGCGGACAACUACCAGGUUAUGGAGGAGUUGGGCAGCGGGUCCUUUGGAAAAGUGUACAAGGCUAUCGACCGUAGCACAGGCGAGACGGUUGCUAUCAAGCAUAUCGAUCUUGAAGACAGCAACGAGGAGCUCGCUGACAUCCAGGCCGAAAUAGCCUUGCUCAGCACCUGCGACAGUCCGUACAUCACUGCGUACAAGACGAGCUUCGUCAAGGGCGUCAAGCUAUGGAUCGUCAUGGAAUACCUCGGAGGUGGCUCAGCAGCCGACUUGCUUGCGCCAGGACCGAUGGGCGAAGCCCACAUUGCGAUCAUGUGCCGCGAGCUUCUCCUCGGCCUCGACUACCUGCACUCCACCGGCAAGAUCCACCGAGACAUCAAGGCCGCGAACGUGCUCCUGACCGACAAGGGCAAGGUGAAACUUGCUGACUUCGGUGUCGCCGCGCAACUGACCAACAUGAAGUCACAGCGCAUGACGUUCGUUGGCACUCCCUUCUGGAUGGCUCCAGAGGUCAUCCAGGAGGCUGGCUACGACUUCAGGGCUGACAUCUGGUCGUUGGGCAUCACUGCCAUGGAAUUGGCUGAAGGAGCACCGCCGCACGCUGGAGCACAUCCCAUGAAGGUGCUCUUCACUAUCCCGAAGAACCCGGCGCCACGCCUCGAGGGCGACCAGUUCAGCAAGGACUUCAAGGACUUCAUAGCCCAAUGUCUGAUCAAGGACCCUGAUCGACGCGCCACCGCAAAGGAGCUGUUGGAACACAGAUUCGUUCGCCGAGCUGGCAAGGUGGAGGCUCUGCGCGAGUUGGUCGAGCGCAAGCAGAUGUUCGAUGCGAAGAAGGACAAGGACGAUGUCUCUCACCCCAAGUACUACGAGGAGACCAUGAAGGACCUCUCCCCUAGGCUCGAGUCAGACGACUGGACUUUCGAUACAGUCAAAGCUGGCACUGUUGCGCCAGCACAGCGUACGACGGCCAGGAGGCGCAAGCUUGCUCGCAUACCCUCUGGAGACGAAGAGACGCCGUUUUCGCUGAUGCAGCACAUGAAUCUGGACGACGCGCCUCUGGGUGUCGCCUCGGACUCCCCCAUGCCAGAGCGGACCCGAGCUUCUUCUCGCACAUCGUCCACCGGAACCGCGUUCCGUGUAUCCUCAGGCAACACGCCCACUGCUCGUCGCAUUAGCGGUGCGCCCAAGCAGCCCCUUGGUGUGGAUCUCACUUUUGGCAACUCGCCUUCGACCGUUCAACGCUUCAAGCGCAUCCCUAGCGGAGAGCGCCGUGCAGCACUUCGAUCGAACCCGCCCGCCAACCAGAACAACGCGUUCCAUCCCAACCCGUCUGCUGCUACGUUUCGCCCAUCGCCACCGAGUGCCGACCUCAUGUUCGAUGUGAAUGAUGUGAACAACGAAAAUGAGCCACCAGAGCCCGAGUACCCACCUAUGCCUGUCACCAAGGAUGCACUUUACGGACGUCGAGCUUACAGCAAGGUCCUGGACGGAGUCUUCCAGGAAGCUUACGCAGACACUGGAUCUGCUUACCAGCGUGAGGCGAUGGGACGAGUCGCUUCUGCUUGGGCGCAGCUGGACGAGAUCGAUCCACAGGGGGAGUUCAUGCUUCUGAAGGCUAUGGUCGACCGUCUGAAGGCCGACUCAAAGUUAGCGGCUGCUCUAGGCAUUGAGGUACCAACAGCCUCGUCAGCGCUCAAACGCAACAACACCCAGGGAAGUGACAUGAGCUACAGCGGUACUACAGUCCACGGCAAUGGCACAACUCGCGCUCGCUCUAACACCAAAUUGUCCACGUCGUCUGUCAGCAAGUCUUCUGCGUCAGAAGAUUACGACUUGCCUUCAACACCCAUCGACACACCGAAUGGCACGCCAAACGGCACAUCAGAUUCGCUUGCGAAGGGACCUAAACUCAUACUUGCACAGAACAAUCCUCACCUGAAGUCUCACCGUCGCCGCCAGAGCGCAUUCGUCGUUGGGGAGAAGGCAUACGGCAACGACUCUCUGCCCAUUGUCGACGAGAAGAAGCUGCCAGGCCACGUCGAGAAGGGCAUGGAGCAGCAGGGCCUUCUCGCGGACAUUCUCUAUGGCCAGUGGAUGUCCGGGCUCCGCAGUCGCUGGCCUGUCGCCAACUAAAACACAAGGGCCUCGUCUCUUUGAUACACGCCCUGGCGCGUGUGCACUUGCUUUCUUGCACAUAGUUUCUCGUCUCUCUUUUUAGCACUCGUCCCAAUCAUGACUCACGACCCUGACGACACGCCGGCUGCGUUGCGUUGGAGCGGAGUUGCGUCUGGAACCGGUGCGAUUGUUCUUUGCAUAGCGGGCGCUUUUUUUUUGGGGGGG